This is a messenger RNA of Athalia rosae (coleseed sawfly), 1710 nucleotides long. RefSeq lists its product as uncharacterized. The record is from RefSeq and is a predicted model, not a curated record. NCBI's taxonomy places the organism in Eukaryota, Metazoa, Arthropoda, Insecta, Hymenoptera, Athaliidae. Bases 421 to 1536 code for a protein of 371 amino acids. Gene Ontology annotation, cellular component: cytosol; nucleus; ubiquitin ligase complex. Gene Ontology annotation, biological process: protein monoubiquitination; protein polyubiquitination; protein autoubiquitination. The transcript has a single exon. Gene Ontology annotation, molecular function: ubiquitin conjugating enzyme binding; cyclin binding; ubiquitin protein ligase activity.
UUCUUCGUCAAGCGUCAGCAUGAAAUUGCACCUGUACAGUUUAAUCAUUGACUUUUUUAUUUACCUGAUAGUUAAUCAACUUCAUCUAUCGAAGAAAAAAGGAGUCGAAUAGAAUUGUUCCUUCGUAUUACCUUUUACCGAACAUACUUCAGUGGAUUACUAAUCUUCAGGGAAUAUAAAAAAUAAGACAUUUUUAAUCUGCACAUAUGGCAAGGUUAGAUCCACACGUGUUGGUGAACUGUGGGAUAGUAAAUAUCGUUAAUGACAUGAAGUCGUCGACAAAAUUGUUAAUAAUUUCCCCAAUAAUAAGUAACAGGUGAUAACAAGUUUUUAAUCCAGGUGUAAAAGCAGAGUAGGAUAACUCUAUUGAACGAGAUUUUAAUUCAAAGAUGAAAAGAUUUUCUCCCAACUUAAUGUGCAAUGGAGACAAUAACGAUAGAAGUAAGAUCUCGUUUACGUUCUUGCAAUAUAUUUAUCUCGACCAGAGAUAUUUUGGAGAGGAGCUCCGUUAAACUGAAACUCAACGAGUCUGUUAUAGUCCUUAGCAUCGCAGGGCAAACAAAAUAUAUACCGUUGAGAUCGAUAAAAAUUGCUCCCAAAACGCUCUCUUCCUUAAACGUAUCAAGAAAUUGGAUCUCGUUGAGAGUACAAACCGAGCCUGAUCAUCCUACUCACGGCUCUUUUAAAACAGAACUAGUUGGUACAAGCAAUGCGAUUGGCGAUCCUAAUAACAAAUCUGCCCAAGUGGAGCACCGUUUGAAAGAAAAAAACUGCAUAUUGCAUUGUUCAAGAUGUAAAAAUGAAAUUUCUGAUAAAUUAUUUUUCAAAAGAGUCCUACCUUUACCUGGAGAAAACUGUGAUCCGAGCGAAUGGUUUUGCUGCAAUCAUAAUGGCGACGAUUACGCUACAUUACCAGACCCUAAGGAGUCAGAUUGCUUCUACGAAAAGCAUUAUAGAGUUUUAAACAAAACCAUUCUGAAAGAAGAAUUAAUACUGGAUGGAGUCAGAGAAGAAGUAACAUGUAACAGGUGUUUAUCAGUACUUGGAAAUUGGUGGUCAACAUCCAAAAAAAGUGUCAAGUUUUGGAACUGUUGUGUAGAUUUUAAAUAUUUAGACGAUGCAUCAACUAUUGAAAAAGCUUCUGAUCCAUUAAAAGAUUUUUUUCUGAUUCUUAGCGAUCGAAAAGAUAUUUUCACAGGGAAUCGCUUGCUCAUAGAAGCUUUUGAUGGAGAUCGGCCUCAUUAUUUACUCAUACAGCUCAUGGAUCAGAAUCUGGAAUUAUUAACAGAGAAAAAUCUUUCCAAGUUGGGUAAAGAUGAUACAAUUGAUUUGGCAACUAGUCGAGUAACUAAACUUUUAUAUAAAUAUACCGAGAUUGAAGCAGAAAUGAAAAGUUUCUCCGAAGACGUCGAUCGCUGCCAAGUAGCUUUACCAGUUAUGCUAGCAGCUAUGGAUCAUCUCUCAACAACAACUAAACGUUAUCCUCCAGCCUACAGGAUUACAGACAAAUAUUUUGUAGGCUACACUUACGUUUAAAUAAUUUUAAUUUGAAGUUAGAGAUAUGGACGAUGCUUCACAAGUGAACAUUAAGUCUUCAAAAAUCCUCAAGGAUUUGAUUGAAUUUUUGAAAUUAUUAUUUAAGACAUUAAAAAUAAUUGACAAAUGUAGUUGUUAAUUUUAAAAUAAACAGUUUGCUUAUUUUGUAUAUAA